Symbiodinium natans is the source of this 984-nucleotide messenger RNA. NCBI's taxonomy places the organism in Eukaryota, Dinophyceae, Suessiales, Symbiodiniaceae. The record is from the annotation of a GenBank genome assembly.
AUGCUUGGGCUGAGUACUUUCUUUAAACAGGGACUCUUUGCGACAUACGUUGGUCUUUGGACCUCAUCGCACCUGCUGGUCUACUCGAGCCGGUUGGCCUCUGCCCCGGCCUACAAUGCGACGUCUGUGGUUCUUCUGACGGAGAUGGUGAAGCUGUGUUUGGCCUCUGCCAUGUUUGUGGCUUAUGACGGCCCCCUUUCUGAGAUGCUUCGUCUAACCUGGACGCACCGCCGAGUCUUGCUGAAAUAUGCGAUCCCGGCUGUGCUGUAUGCUCUCUACAACAACUUGCUCUAUGUGAACCUUGCCGCCUUUGAUCCUGGCACGUACAACGUCCUGCUUCAACUGAAGAUUGCACUGACGGGCCUGCUGUACCAGGUGCUAUUCGCCAAGCAACUGAACCGGAACCAAUGGCGAGCCAUCUUCCUCAUCACGGGUGGCUGCAUGUGCAAAGAGUCAGGCAAAGUCAAAGCGUUGGGCUUCCAGGCAAACUUAAGCUCCUGGCUGCUGCUCAUUGUGCAGAUGCUGUGCUCGGUGCUUGCAGGAGUCUACAACGAGGUUCUUCUCAAGGCAUCUGACAGCGCGAAUAGCACUGUCCCGACCAACCUGCAGAAUGCCUUCAUGUACUUCCAGUCGAUCGUCGUGAAUGGCAUCGUGCUGGUGUGGGAAGGGCAGGUAGCGGAGUCCAUCUCUGCCGACAAUGUUGCUGCCAUCCUUACCCCCAGGGUGCUGCUCAUCAUCGGGAUCAUGUCCUCCGUCGGCCUGGUCACGGGCUUCUUCUUGAAGCACCUGGACUCCGUGCUCAAAGCUGUGGCGUCGGGGCUGGAGGUGGUCUUCACAACGCUCCUGGGCUUCCUGCUCUUUGGUGCGCCCCUUGGCGUGGCCGGCGUGGCCUCUGCCGCCCUUGUGGGCUCUGGAGUUGCACUUUACUCACGCCCGGUGCCCGUGCGGCCUCCGAGCGCAGAGGAUGAGCUCAAGAUCGUUUAG